Molecule: messenger RNA, 3115 nt
Organism: Cololabis saira (Pacific saury)
Lineage: Eukaryota; Metazoa; Chordata; Actinopteri; Beloniformes; Belonidae
Product: ATP-dependent zinc metalloprotease YME1L1-like
Exons: 18
Coding region: 184-2349 (721 amino acids)
Biological process (GO): mitochondrion organization; protein quality control for misfolded or incompletely synthesized proteins
Cellular component (GO): mitochondrial inner membrane
Molecular function (GO): ATP binding; ATP hydrolysis activity; metalloendopeptidase activity
Source: RefSeq, a predicted model, not a curated record
ACACCGGCCGAGAAUCCAUUUGCUGCUGUUAGCUAAAAAGUUGUGUAACUGUCGAAAGUUGUAUAACGGGGGAAAGAAAAGGACAGCGUUUCGACCAGGACGUGUUCAUUUAAGUCGUAUAGAGGGCCCGUCCUCUUACAUUAGCCCUCCAAAUAAAGAUUUUCCAAUAUAUUUCUGGCAAAAAUGUUUUCGCUGUCGACGUCGUUUCAACCGCAGCAGAUGAUUGUCCCUCUCAGCCAGGUCAUCAAUGGACUCCACUCUCUGAAGAACUCAGCCACAGCUUCAAUCCAGACCCUUCACAAAGAUUUCAGCCCAGAGCACAGUUCAUACCUAAAAGAGCCAAAUGGGGGUCUGAGGGAUCUGGGUCUGUUGGAGGUCAGGGCGAGUCAGCUCGAGGAGCUGGUCAGCAGGUUACUGCCUUCAGGACAGGAGGAGCCUCCCAGCGUUCCUUCGAUGUGGAAUACGAGUCAUAUUUCUGCCGACAGCUUCUUUCACAACAAGCAUGGGUUUUCAAAGAGAAGAUCGGUAGGCUUUGGUUCACAACUGUUCCACAGACAAUACCACAGCCCCCUUAGAGAUGUUUGCUCAGAACUACAGUUUCUGCCUGUAUGGGUCCAGAGUCGGGGUUUCAAGACGCUUAAAUCAAAGACCAGACGAGUGAACUCUGGCUACGCUGGUCCAGUAGAAUCUGAGAGUUACACACCAGCUUUCAUGAAGGGGCUGCUCUUGAGAGACAAAGGGGCCGAAGCACAGUCGCUGGACCAAGUGGUACAGCAAAGAAACCUGCCAGAAAACCAGCACGAGGCUUUCAAGACUGGUUUCACUGAGGGAUUCAUGAGGUCCCAAGCUUUAACGCAGAGAAUACAAGAUUCACUGAGGAGAACCAGGCUGAUCCUGCUGGUCCUCCUCCUCAUUGGCAUGUAUGGCCUGUCAAGAACCCCAUUUCUCUCUGGUAAAGGCUCCUUUUCUGAUGCUGUGAGGUUCCGCACCACAUCUGGUCUGGACUCAGCAGUGGAUCCCAUCCAGAUGAAGAAUGUGACAUUUGAUCAUGUCAAAGGAGUGGAGGAGGCCAAGAAUGAGUUACAAGAUGUCGUGGAGUUUCUCAAGAACCCGCAGAAGUUCACUGUUUUGGGUGGAAAGCUGCCUAAGGGAAUCCUUCUCGUCGGUCCUCCAGGAACAGGAAAGACUCUGUUAGCCCGAGCCGUGGCCGGAGAGGCCGACGUGCCUUUCUACUACGCUUCCGGAUCAGAGUUUGAUGAAAUGUUUGUGGGUGUUGGUGCAAGUCGAAUCAGGAAUCUUUUCAAAGAGGCAAAAGCUAAUGCUCCCUGUGUCAUCUUCAUUGAUGAGUUGGACAGCGUGGGCGGAAAGAGGAUCGAGUCUCCUAUGCACCCUUACUCCAGACAAACUAUAAACCAGCUGCUGGCAGAGAUGGACGGAUUUAAACCAAAUGAAGGCGUCAUCGUUAUUGGUGCAACAAACUUUGCAGAAGCUUUGGAUAAUGCUCUGGUGAGGCCUGGGAGGUUCGACAUGCAGGUCACCGUCCCUCGUCCUGAUGUUAAAGGACGCACAGAAAUUCUCAACUGGUACCUCUCCAAGAUCAAAAUGGACCCUGCCGUUGAAGCAGAGAUUAUCGCCCGGGGCACAGUGGGUUUCUCUGGGGCAGACCUCGAGAACCUGGUCAACCAGGCAGCCCUGAAGGCAGCUGUGGACGAAAAGGAGAUGGUCACGAUGAAGGACCUAGAGUUCGCUAAGGAUAAGAUCCUCAUGGGUCCUGAGAGGCGAAGUGUUGAAAUAGACAAGAAGAAUAAAACCAUAACAGCGUACCACGAGUCAGGCCAUGCCAUUGUUGCCUAUUACACCAAAGAUGCGAUGCCCAUCAAUAAGGCUACCAUCAUGCCCAGAGGACCAACUCUUGGCCAUGUGUCCAUGCUCCCAGAGAACGACCGCUGGAGUGAGACACGAGCCCAGCUGCUGGCUCAGAUGGAUGUCAGCAUGGGCGGCCGGGUAGCAGAGGAGCUCAUCUUUGGGGAUGACAACAUCACCACAGGAGCGUCCAGUGACUUUGAUGGUGCGACCAAAAUUGCAAAAAUGAUGGUUACCAGGUUCGGCAUGAGUGACAAGCUCGGUGUCAUGACCUACAGAGACGUGUCCAAGCAGAGCCCCGAGACACAAGCCGCCAUCGAACAGGAAGUCAGAGUUUUACUGAAAGAUUCCUACGAACGAGCGAAAAGCCUUCUGAAGACUUACAGCAAGGAACACAAGACGCUGGCAGACGCCCUGCUAAGAUAUGAAACUCUGGAUGCCAAAGAGAUCAAGAAAGUGCUUGAGGGAAAAGCUCUGGACCACUAAUACCUCAGCAGACUUUUCACACUCUGGAUCCAUGUAUAUAUUUAUAUAUAAAGCUGUGCUAUCGAGCACAGGCCUUUUGGAGGCCUUCUGAUUCCCUUGUCUCUGUUCAUCAUAUUGUCAACAUUAAGUUACAAUGAAAUGAUUGUUGUGCUGACAUUUAUUUUAAUUUUCACUUGCAUUUCCUGCAGAGGACUCAAGUCUCAGCGAUUUUUAAAGCACUUCACAAUUUAAUCUGAUUUGAUUAAAUAGAUACUUGAUAUCCACAAGUUUCUGAAGUUACCUGAGAUAUUUAAAGUUUCUUUGAGUGCCUGUUGACUUUACUGUUCUGGCACCAGUAGUUUUAUACAUCAUAUUUGCUGUCGUACACGUUUUUCAUAGCUUGUGGAUGCUCGCAGGUCUUUGCACAGCAUGAUGAACAACAUGGGACCUUAAAGGGCGUCACAGAAAUGGACCCUUUGGCUGUAGCAAGAUGAAAGUCAUUCUCAGUUUCAUUGCAUAAGAGUUUGUUCUCUGUAUAAUAUAUUUCCAAAUGUUGUCAUUUAUGGUUGUUCUUAUUUAUUGAAGUGCCCAAAGGUGAGCUCAAUCUUUCACUAAAAGUAAAGUUAGGUCCUCUUGUCCUCAUCCAAGAUAGACUUGAACUGAUAAAUGGCAGGAAUUGUGUGUGACUGUGUAUAUAUACUGUAAGCAUAUAAAAGGCUUGGUGCUUCUUUAUGUUACUUUAGACAAAGCCUUCUUAUAACUCAAAUAAAGAUUACUCUUUAGAAAA